Molecule: messenger RNA, 2822 nt
Organism: Hemibagrus wyckioides
Lineage: Eukaryota; Metazoa; Chordata; Actinopteri; Siluriformes; Bagridae
Product: interleukin-6 receptor subunit alpha-like
Exons: 11
Coding region: 957-2522 (521 amino acids)
Biological process (GO): cytokine-mediated signaling pathway
Cellular component (GO): external side of plasma membrane; membrane
Molecular function (GO): protein binding; cytokine receptor activity
Source: RefSeq, a predicted model, not a curated record
GCAAAGCCACUGUGUUUCCUUUUUCUAUUAUUAUUUUUUUUGUUUGUUUGUUUGUCUUUCUGUCUUUGAAAAAUCUUUUUCACUAUUCAUCAUAUUCUGAAAACAUUCUAUAGAUCUGCAACAUAUUUCCAGUCUGUUUAUUCCAGUGCCACUUCAGCUUUUCUAUCUCUGCAUGGCUUAUUUGUCUCAUCUGGGUGGUUAGAGGUGUCCCUGCUUCAUUGUGAUGCAAUUUAUUAAACACUCAGCAAGCGGAAACGAGAGAGAGAGACAGAGACAGAGAGACAGAGAGAGGAGGGGAAGAACUUCAGGGAAAACAGCCACCCAGCUACCAAACGCUAUUUUUAAGAACUGUCUUGUACGCAGACUGAACUGGAUUUUAAACAUAGCAGUUUGGACCAAAAGCAAAAAUGAUCAAAUGAUGAUUAAUGAUGUUUCUUUUAUGUUUCGCAUGAUGUUUGUUUUGUUCCUGUUGGUGAUCUCUACAAAUCUUCUUAUUAACUACAAUUAUUUGGUGAACUACUGAGUCAUGAGCGUCCCCAUUGCGUUUACUCUUCUCGUGCUGUGUGUGGUCAAAGUCCAGCGUGCUCAGGAAAGUCCUGCAUGUCCUCGGAAAGAGCAGGAUAGAGCAUGUGAAUGUGAGAUAUCAGAACCACAUGCCAAAUGGAGAAGAGCCACAUGAAGAAGAAGGAACUGAGACUGAGAAUGUGGUGUUUUGUUGUGCAAUUUUGCAGUUUAUCUGUACAAAUCAGUCAACCGCUAAAAACGCAAAAUCAGGAAACAGGAGGACAAGCAUGUGGGCUUAUUGUAAUGCCUCUCCAAAUAACGGCUCAUCUCUGUUCCAACUUACAAGCUUAUCAUUAAAAUAAUCCUCUCCUGGAGUGCUGGCCUUAAAAGUGGGGUCAGAGGUCAUCCUGGGCUGCAGGGGCAAUGUAACUGUGGAUAAAGUGCUAUUAGUAAUGGGUACAAAACACAAAGAGAGACUCCAGAGAAGAGGAGAUACAACAAGCUUCCAAAAAGCCAGAGAGAAUCCUAAUACUCUUGAAAAACACCAAACAAACACUGGGAACUUUACCACACCUGGAACAUACAUGAAUACUGCAACUAGAACUGCUGAAGUCAGUGAAUCUAUAACCAGUGCUAACCUAGUUAUGAGUUCAGCAAAAGAGGAAGUGGGAGAUGGGCAAAUUUCCAUUGCUGAUAAUCAGUUCACUAAACCCAACAGUGUGGGCAGAGUUACAGAAGAAGGAGGGGCUUUUAGUAUAACCAUGGAAAUGGGUUUGCGCACUGAGAGGAGCACCAGCACAGAAUAUGAAGAAGAUGAAGACUAUGAUGAGAAUGUGGAUGGAUUGAGAGUGACCAGGUCCAUUAAAAGGCAGGCACGAUGGACAAGGAACGGUCAGCUCGUACGAGUCGGUGUGGAACAUGGCGGGGUUUUGAGACUUCCUGCUCUUCAGUUGACUGACUCAGGGAACUACAGCUGCUAUAGGAGAGGAAAACUAGUUUCAUCGGUUAAAAUCAGUGUUGGCAUCCCUCCUGUGAGCCCAACCUUGUCAUGCUACAAGAAAUCCCACAUGAGCAAAAUCCGGUGUGAGUGGAUAUCAAAACAGCCCAUCAUCCCACAGCCUCAGUGUUACCUGCUCCACAGGAAAGGAUUGGAGAAGAUCUCUCGUGUGAACUGUUCAUACUCUGCUAUGUCCUCCCGCUGCUGGUGUGUAUUACCCAGUGAAGCAGGUGACAGAAAUCCCUAUACAGCUAAACUGUGUGUGACCAACACAGCGGGCAAUGCCACCAGCUCUCUAUACAGCUACAUUCCUCAAAACAUCAUCAAGCCAGAUCCUCCAACUCGAGUUGCAGUAAAUCCAGUCAGGGGUCAGCCUCACACGCUGAAGGUCACCUGGUUUUUACCUAGCACAUGGAGGCAGAGCUAUUUCUACAGCCUUCAAUUCCGUCUGAGAUAUCGCCCAAAAAAAGCCAAAGAGUAUCAGCAAGUGAACAUAGAAGAUGCAAGGCUGUCAUGGUUGAUUUCAGACGCUCUGCCACAUGUUGAAUACGAGGUACAGACUCAAGCAAAAGACGAGUAUGAUGGGCAGUGGAGUGACUGGACCAGUCCAGUGUAUGCACACACAUGGACAGCUUCUACCACAGCUGCCCCUGACAUUAAUACCAGUCUGGAGCCAUUUUGGGCAUUUCCUGAAGGUUCUGGGGAGUCUGAAGAUGAAGAGGAGGUUAGAACUUAUGACGGUGAUGGUGUAAUGUGGAUGUAUGUGCUGUGGGUGGUGGGAUUCUCGAUCCUUAUCACCAUCAUUAGUCUCUCUGUCUACGCUCUCAGACGAAGAAUGCCAUUCAUGCCUAAAAAGAGCAAGCAGAGUGUAUCUUCAGACUGCUCUUGUUCUUCUCCUUCUCCUCUCCUUCAGCAGCCGUUGAUCAGUAUGACAUACAGCUAUCAGGAAAAGGGAGGGGAAGGCAUCCAUUUGCACAAUGUAGACUACUUUUUCCCUCCCUGUGAAUCUUAUAGGUGUUGAGCAAACAAGAUGUGCCAAGGCCAGUGUUCUCUGAAAACACACACACACACACACACACACAAUUUGUCUUACUAUCCUUGGAUGCCUUACCAAAUGUCCAAUGACAUAAUUAUAAAUGCACCUAAACCAAAACCUACUCCUUUAGAUUUUUUUUAAGACUCAGCUGUUACUGAUGCAAAUUCUACUGUUGCCUAAUGUACAUAUGCAGCUGUUUUUGUAGGUUUUGUUCAUUAUCUGUAUAUUUGGAUUUGAUCUGUAUAGCUUAAUAAAGAUUUCCUUAUUUUUGUGACAUAGCGGUAA